GUUAUUUCCCCCUUUCCCCUGCUCCUUGCUUUGUAGUAUUCAACAGAGGUCGCCACAAGAGGCGUAGCACUCCAUUACCUCUCGAGUGUUUUAAGCUAAGUCGAAAGGAAAUAGUCACCCUGAAACGUUUUCUAAUCUCUUCAGCGGUUUGGUUUUUUUUCGCUCGCCAAAUAAAUUAAAAAACAUGGAUAGAUUACUCCAGCGCCUGUUGCUGGGAUUUGCAGCUGCACUUUAUCUUGUUACGCUUGCAGCAGCCUGCAAUGAUGCCAUCUGUGCAAGUCGAGUAAGUAAAUGUCAACUAAUCAAAUGUUGUGAAUGCGAUAUGACAGACAAAAAGAAUUGCACCUGUUGUAAUGACUGUCAGAUCUGCUUAUCUCGCCUUUAUGCAGAAUGCUGUUCUUGUGUAGGUUUAUGUCCUCCACCAGAUCCAAAUGAAGUCCCCUAUAAAAGUAGUUCAAUUGAAAUCCUUAAGGAUCCCAUUCCAGACUUGUUCAAUGUUUUAACAAUGGAAGAGGAUGUACUUAAGCGAUGGGCUUCUUACCACUAUCAAGUUCGGUCAGAUGCAAUCCAUUAUACAAUGGACAGACUUUCUGAAAUGGAAGCAGGAGUUGGAAUGCGUAGUCCUCAUUCUAUCGAGAUGACUCAGAAGGUUGAUAUGGUGAACUGUACAGUAGCAUUUAUGUCUCAGUGCACUUCCAUACGUAAAUGUAAAGCUUCAUGCAAGUCAAUGGGAGCAGCCCGAUAUCGAUGGUUUCAUGAUUAUGGUUGUUGUCAGUGUGUGGGCAAUACAUGUCCAGGAUAUGGUCUUAAUGAACCACGAUGCCUCCGUUGCCCUGAUACAGAAGUGGACAGUUUUGAGGAAGACUUUGAUGAUGAUUAUAUUGAGAAUGCUGAUGCUGUUGCCAACAAGAAGAAUCAGUUUGAUGAAAGCAGCUCAGAGAAUCGUGAUAAAGAACACAAGAAAAGACAUAAAGAGAAGUCUAUCAAAAGAGACAAUGAUAUUCCAGAAAUGAGCAAGGAAUCCAGCAACACACCAGUUGAAAAUGAGCAGACAUUGAAAGACACGAAUGAUGUUAGUAAAGAAAAAGAAAAGCUUAGAUAUUCCUCAGAUACUAAACAAGAUACAAAAUCUGGGGAACGGCUAUAAAUUAUCUCUUCUAAUUUCACCAUCUUUUAAAAAGUUGGUUUCUUUUCUCUUGACUCUAUUCCAACACAACCCCAUCCAUACUUUCUCCAUGUACACACACACACACUUCUACAUACUUUGUUGUAUGAUAUAACUUGCAUUCAUUUCUGUCUAGCAUUUGUUUUAUCCUCCACUUUGGGUUGAUCACAAGAGACAGUAUUAUAAAAAGGAAAUGGCAUAAGAUUUAAACAGAAAAAAAAAAUUUUCCUCUAUUUUCUUUUUAAUUUUUUUUUUUUAAGCUAAGAAUGGCUAAAGAGGCAUGAUAGCUAUGUGGUUAGGAAGCUGAACUGAUGGCCAGAUUGAUAAGACAUGGUUAAAAAUAUAAUCCAUACCACAGACAUUAUAUCCUUCAGCAAGGAACCUUACUCAACUUGCCUCAGCUAUGUCAAAUUUAGCUGACACACACAAAAAAAAAGAGAAAAAUAUAGAUACUAGUCCCACUUAAAGUACUGUGGUUGGUGUUAAAAAUGGAGCAACCAGUCUUAAAAAAAGAAAAAAAAACCCACUAAGAACAGAUGCAAAUUCCAAAUUUUGCUGGCUCAUUCAGUCAAACAAACAUUAAAGAAUGAACAGUUGCAUAUACACAUGCAUAUAUACCUGUCAAUGGAUGUUCAUGUGUGUAUGUGUGCGUGUAUGUAUGUAUGUAUAUAUUUUAAGUUAAAUGCCUGAUUUUGAGCUGUUGGUUAUGUACAGAACAAAAUGUGUGUCAAGGUUAAAGAAAGGCUAACAAAUGACCAUGGAACAAUAGUUAACCUGAUAAUUUCUUUGCAUUUUUGUUUUUCUCUUGGAAAACUGGAAAAAAAAAGAAGAAAAAUAAUAUAUGUAUAAAUUCUUGGAAAGUUUUGGCACAGUGUUUUAACUAGUAAAAGCCAAAAUGAAAUAAGAAAAUCAUUGAUUAUUCAAUGUUUUCUGACAAAUUGUUGUUUGUAAAUUUCUCCCCUUGUUUUCCUUCUUUAUAGAAUUUUUUUUUUUUUGUGACAUUGGCGAUGGCAAAAUUGAAAAACUAGAAAAACACAAACGUGCGUGAGAGAGAGAGAGCGUGUGUAUAUAAAUUUAUAUGUAUAUAUGUGUUUUAUGUGUGUAUGUAUAUAUAUAUAUAUAUAUAUAUAUAUAUAUAUAUAUAUAUAUAUAUAUAUAUAUAUAUAUAUAUAGGUAUGUGUGCAUGUAUUUGUAUGUAUGUAUAUAUAUGCACACAAAUAUGCACAUGCAUACAUAUAUCUAUCUAUACAUAUAUAUACACACAUACACAAAUACACAUGUUUACGUGUCUAUAUGUGUAAAUAUAUUUGUAACAAAUUUAGAGACACAAAACAGACCUAUUUUUUAUUUGAAUGCAUUACUUUUAAUCCAAAUGAGAGCAAAUUAAGUAUUUGUUUUUUAAAUUUAUUUAUUGGAUUGUUUUAAAUACUUGUAGUUGCACUAGUAAACUGAAGUUAACCAUUUGAAGGAAUUACAAAUUCUAAUCAUUUGUGCUCUUUACCUUCUAUUUUCUUAAAUACUUUUUACUUAGAACUAUAUGCAUACUUAAAUGUUUCAUGUAUGCUUGUGUUCUAUUUGUUUUCUAUCUCUAGAUGAAUUUCAGGUCAAAGAAUCUAUUCUCCUUCCCAGUUUUAAAUUUCAAAUUGAAAAAUAAUACUUAAAAUGUUUUCAUAAACCAUAAUCAGAAAGAUUGUGUGUGUUGAAAUUCAAACUCAAAUAGAAAUUCAAUUAAAAAAUAAAUUUUAAAAAAUUGAAAUGUAAGCUAAGUAAUAUUGGUUAGGCAUUCAAUUUUAGUUUCUUUCGUUUUUUCAUAUUCCUUCCCUGCUUUUCUCUCUCUUUCUGAGUUAAGUUUAUGAAAACUUCAAGUUUUGUCAGUUUGAAUUUUCAAGUUGAAAUAGAAUCUACAAGAAAAAUUAGAUUGCAUUUUCCAUUUCUAUAUAGGCAGUUAUCUAAUUUUCUUACAGACAAAUUGACACAUUUUCCUUUCACUUUAUACAUGUGGGUUAUUUUCUUUUCAUUUCUAAAUUUUCAAGAUUUGGUUCUGCAUGUGCUUAUAUUCUCUCCCCUCCCCCUCUCUCUCUCUCUCUCUCUCUCUCUCUCUCUCACUCACUCACUCACUCACUCACUCACUCACUCACUCACUCACUCACUCACUCACUCACUCACUCACUCACUCACUCACUCACUCACACACACACACACACACACACACACACACAACUUACUUUUUAAUAAUGUUAUCAUCACAAAAACAAAAAUGUGGGAGUAUUUAUUUAUUUAUUGCCCAUAUAUUUGUUUAAGGAAUUAAAGCAUUUUUAUUUAAGCUAAAACUUAAAGACACUGCAACAAUGUCUAGAAAGCCAUUAACUAUUGAAUACAAUGAUUUCUUCACUUCUUGUAUCAUGUGAUGGUAUUGGAAAUCACUAUUUGUGUGUAUGGUGUUUAAAAGUACAUCUAAAAUUCUGGCUUUGGGGACAUGCAUCCAUUGAAUGCCCUUUGUAUUUUUGUGUAAAAUGUUUCUGUUUGUCCAGCUGGAAAGUGAUUGACAGGCUUUCUUGGAAAGUGACCUGCUGUAAACUAGCAUUCUGUCCGCAAAAAGAAAUUCUCUCUCUCUCUCUCUCUCUCUUUCUCUCUCUCAAUUGUAUGCUGGCACUAUGAACAUCAAAAAAAUGCAUUGUUACUAUUAUUAUUUUUAUUUUUAAAAACUACAUGUAAAAUAUUUUAUAUCUCUAAUAGUUACAGAAUAUUUUCUUUAUUGUUUUUAGAUUCAUUUCAUUAUAUUCUAAACCUCUUUAACAGCUUAUAUAGUAUGAUUGUGUUUUAUAUAAAUUGGACAUUAUAUGAUAUUUUCAUUGCUGGUCAAAGAAAGUUACAGGUAUGUCUUUUUUUUUUUAGUUCACAUUUUCUGAUAAACAAUUAAAAGUAUAGAACUCUUGCUCCCUACAAUAAAGGUUUUAUUUAUU
Messenger RNA from Octopus bimaculoides (California two-spot octopus), 4128 nucleotides. Its product is annotated as twisted gastrulation protein homolog 1-A. NCBI's taxonomy places the organism in Eukaryota, Metazoa, Mollusca, Cephalopoda, Octopoda, Octopodidae. Gene Ontology annotation, biological process: regulation of BMP signaling pathway. The record is from RefSeq and is a predicted model, not a curated record.